UUAGUUAUGUCGCUUUUGUUGUUUACUCGCCACAUUUUUGCCAGUUAAUUGUGCCUAGGCGGUGCGCGGGACAUAGGGUAACCUAAGACAGCAACAAAAGCCGCAACAGCAGGAACUCGAGCAGGAGCAGCUGCUCCCGAUCUCCCCCAAGGAAGAUACUGAAACGUUAUCGAAACGAAAUCAGGUCGCAGCAGGAAUCGUCGUCGUCGUCGUCGUAGGGAGCGAGCGAGCGCACAAAAUAUACACCGAUGUCCGCGGGUGUGGGUGGCGGAGGGAGCAUUACCACCGAGCACCACAGUCGCCUCUACUUCCUCAACUCGCCGACGGGCCGCGAUCCGUUCUUCAUUAAGCCGGAAUAUCUCAGCUAUGAGAGUCCCAUGCACCAUGCCCUCUAUCCGGGCAAUCGUGGCCUCAUAGAUUAUAAUAACUACACGAGCUCAGCGGCCGCCGCCGCUGCCGUUGCCUCCGCCUCUGCCUCAGCCACCGCCUCCUCCGUCGUCUCAGCCUCAUCGGUAACCGUAGCGGGUGCUGCUGGUGGGGACUCGGCCGUAUCCGCUGCCAACAGCAGCAGCAGCGCCACAGUUAGCUCCAGCACAGCAGCAGGAGGAACAGGAGCAUCAGCAGCAGCGGCGGCGGCAUUGGGCCUGGAGAACGGCUUCCCCCAGCAGCAGCAGCUUCAGGGAGGGAAUCCCCACCAGCAGCAGCAGCAUCAGGAAGUCUCCCAGCAGCAGCAUCCCCUGCACCAUCAUCUAUCCACCGGUGUUGUCGUGGUCGGCACCGGAGGUGGCAUCAACGACGUUGUCGGCGGUGGAGGUGUUGUUCCCGGCCUUGCAAACCUUGGCGUCCCACAUCUCGGCCAGCAAAUCUCGCUGGGCCAAUCGUCGCGAGCGCAAAAGGCAGCCCGGCGGCGGAGCAACGAAUCGAUUGAGGCACGCGAAAGGCGUUUGGAGAGGAACGCGGCCCGAAUGCGUGACAAGCGAUCAAAGGAAUCGGAGGCGGAAUACCGCAUCCGGCUGGCCAAGAAUGCGGAGGCGAACCGUGUGCGCAGGCAGAACGAAACGGAAGUACAAAGAACCCUAAGACUGAUGAAGAAUGCCGCACGGCAGCGGCUGCGCCGCGCCUCUGAGACGGUUGAGGAGCGCAAGAAGCGUCUGGCCAAGGCCGCGGAAAGGAUGCGGGUGGCGCGAGCCAGUGCGCCCAAGGUCAUCAAGCCUCCGCUGGCCGACAGGCUCAAGGGCUACUGAACAGGAGAUCACAGAGGAGCAGGCUUAGGCCGCAGCAAGGAGGAGAAGGAGGUAAAGCCAUUUGUGGAGCUGGCUCCAGCACCGGAGAGGAGAGCAGAGGAGCCUUAGUAUUGGCUUUGGAACACACACACAUCUAUAAAUAAUAUAUAUUGUAUACAAUCCAGUCAGAAGCAGAACGAGCUGCGGGACGUGAAGAACCAGUAACCGGAAACAGAACCAGGAGCAAGGAGCAAGUAGGAGGUUCGAUGGGGCAGCAGCAGGCGCCUUUCUAGGAUUAGGGCCUGGGCAAUUUUUUUUUUUAAGUUAACAUUUAAACAGGAUAAAGAUGAAGAAGCAAACGUAACGUAAAGCAUAAAGUAAAGUAAAGUAUUUUUAUAAUGCAUGCAUUAUAUUCGUACGAUAUAUAAAUAUAUACAUACUUAUAUAUAUAGAUAUAUAUAUAUAUAUA
Messenger RNA from Drosophila serrata, 1692 nucleotides. RefSeq lists its product as uncharacterized. Lineage: Eukaryota; Metazoa; Arthropoda; Insecta; Diptera; Drosophilidae. The record is from RefSeq and is a predicted model, not a curated record.